AUGCUGACCCGGACACUGAUUAGCAAACGCUUUGGUACGUCUCAUGUGCUGUUGGGUGUUGACUUUUGCACAGCGGCGGAGAUCUGGUCUUUGGAGAGUGACCACCGCAAAGUCAACGCUGGGCCAGAGGGAGGAGGAGGCGACGCUGUGAGGGGGGAGCGCCUGGCCGAGGGGUGCGGGCUCCAGUUUUGGGUCCCGUCCGUCCCCUCGGCUUGUGGCGUGGUUGGGGCAUGGCUCGCAGGACUCGAGUGGGACAAGAAGACGUCACUCAGUCAGUCGGUGGACAUCAGCGCUGGGAGGGACACGGCAGCAGACGCGUGGACCCUGACCUUCCUCUGUUCUAAAGUCUUCUCCGUCUUUUCCUCUGCAGAGCGAUAUCUGAUUGAUGACAUUAUCCAGGGCACGGCCUCUGGAACACGGCGCUGCCCCCGUGCUCUCAGCCCGGUGGGUCGACCUCAUAAUGCGAACCAGACCAGGGCAAGUGUCAUCGAAGAAUUCAACAGCGAGGCUUCAUCUGCUGCCAAGUCCAGCCGCCCCAGCAGUCACACAGUCAGCCCUAUAGUCAGCAGAAAGGAGCCUGUCCAAACCCGCCCCCGCCAGGCCUCUCCAGAGCGGGGUGGUCCUAAGCGCGGGUUCCAGGGCUCCGAAAUGUCCCAUGGAUUCUGA
Molecule: messenger RNA, 666 nt
Organism: Knipowitschia caucasica
Lineage: Eukaryota; Metazoa; Chordata; Actinopteri; Gobiiformes; Gobiidae
Source: the annotation of a GenBank genome assembly